UAUUCGCGAAUAAUCUAUUGAUAGUACCAGUAAAGGGGGAAAUCUCAAAAUAAACGGCCAAUUAACCCGAGGAACAUCUCUGUUUUUCUUGCAGCGUGCUCCUAUAAAGACACAUAAAAGUACUUGAUGUUCUCUUGAGCAAAGAUGGCUUAUUACCAUCAUUUUGCAGGUUGGUCUUUCAUCCUUGUGGUGAUAGGAUUGGUCAUCUUCUACACAAAGUCAAAUUUGAUUAAACUGUUACAGGAAAGCUUUCAAAACCGAAUGAGUUCUCUACAAGCAUCCUCCACUCCCGGUGGCGGUAGCAGUGUUGCACGAACACUCUAUUCACGUUUACCAACGUAUGAUUGGUCAAGCGCUCGUCUUGGAGGUCUUCAUUCAACUCUUUUUGAUAUCGAAGCAAAUAUUCGCGAUGGCGAUCAAAGGACAGGUUUGGAAGCUGCAGGUGCACAAGAGAUUGAACGUUUGAUGUCUACGCAGGGUGUUGAUUUUGAUACUGCCCGCCUAAUGCUCAAUCGACAAAGAUUCUCAAAGCACAACAUCGAUCCUAGAACUGGUAUGCCACUAGACAGCAAGGCAGUCACUUUUGAGAGUUUGCGAUAGACCUCAUUCUCGCUUUUUUACAGUCACCGUUUAUUGUACAUUAUACGAUUUCGCUAAUUGACCC
Molecule: messenger RNA, 664 nt
Organism: Meira miltonrushii
Lineage: Eukaryota; Fungi; Basidiomycota; Exobasidiomycetes; Exobasidiales; Brachybasidiaceae
Exons: 3
Coding region: 145-600 (151 amino acids)
Source: RefSeq, a predicted model, not a curated record